GCAACCCAACAAAAUUCAGGGUAAAUCAUCCCAUCCACUAAUCAGGACCUCUCUCUAUAAUUAGGCCAAAUAAUCCCAUCUCCUAAUCACAGCCUCCCAUCGCCUUUAUCUCUCUUAAACCCAACCCAUCCCAAACCUCAACUACCUUAACCAACCGCCUUAGCCUCCAUUGCCCCAUGCCCUUUUUUUUUUCCCACAAUCCCAGAGUCCAAACAGAAAAUAUAAACAAAAAACAGAAAGGCUGAGAGCUUCUCAAGCCUUCGCUUUAAGCAAUCAAAAUUGGAAAAAAAAAAAAAAAAAAAAAAAAAAAGGGAAAAAGAAAAGAAAAAUCCAAACUCAUUUCUUUCUCUCAAUUUUGUUUCGUUUGGUGGUAUCUGUUUCUUUCUUUGUUUCGGUCUUGGGAGUCCCGAAUUCUGAUCUCUACCCUCAAAUGUGGCGGCCGCGGCGCACCAAAUCAGCGGUCCGGAUUCACGAUACGUCUUCAUCUCCGACCUCGCUCUUCCAUUGCUCUUCUUUCAAGGACGUCCCAGAGCUUUGUACCGACGAGGACGAGCCGGCUCAACCCACCGUCCCAACCACCAAGAAACCAUCAGUUUUCCACCGAGUCCGGCUCGCCAGCUCGCUCAUCCGCGCCUGGUCAACUCGCCCUACCGAACCUCUCGAACCCGAACCCGAGCCCAGUCCCAAUGUAUCAAUCUCGGACCAACCGGACACGCAAUCUGAGCCGUCGAUUCCACUCCCGGGAGCCGAGAAGCGCGUGGUGGUGUACUUCACGAGCUUGCGCGUGGUGAGGCCGACGUUCGAGGACUGCAAGGCCGUCCGAUCUAUUCUGCGCGGGUUUCGCGUCUCGAUCGACGAGCGAGAUCUUUCGAUGGACUCGGGGUUUCUAACCGAGCUGCAGCAGAUCCUGGGUCAAAGCCAGGGCAAGGUGACCUUGCCGAGGGUCUUCAUUGGCGGGAGGUACGUGGGUGGGGCGGAGGAGAUCAAACAGCUCCACGAGAUCGGCGAGCUCAAGAAGCUCGUCGAAGGGCUGCCCCCAGCGGAACCCGGCGUGUGUGACGCGUGCGGCGGGUAUAGGUUUGUCCUCUGCGACGAGUGCCACGGUAGUCACAAGUUGUUCGUGGAGAAGAGCGGGUUCAAGAGCUGCACGGCGUGCAAUGAGAACGGUCUGAUCAGGUGCCCUUCCUGUCUUCUGCGCCUCUCUGAUCCCUCUGAUUAGACAAAGAAAAAUUAACCAAAAGGCCAAAAAAAAAAAAAAAAGCCCUGUCGAGUUCCUUUUUUUUUUUUUUAAUUACUUUGGAUAAUUCAGUUUUGUAGUUUUAUUUUGUUAAAGUUUAAGCUUGUGUGGGAUAUGGAUAUAGAAUGUGCCACACAAGCACCGUUGCUUAAAAGAUAAUAUAUGAGCUAACUUAUUUACUU
This is a messenger RNA of Alnus glutinosa, 1419 nucleotides long. RefSeq lists its product as uncharacterized. The transcript has a single exon. Bases 431 to 1219 code for a protein of 262 amino acids. The record is from RefSeq and is a predicted model, not a curated record. NCBI's taxonomy places the organism in Eukaryota, Viridiplantae, Streptophyta, Magnoliopsida, Fagales, Betulaceae.